AUGCUCCGAGGCAGGUCCCUGUCUGUGACUUCACUGAGUGGCCUUCCUCAGUGGGAAGCUGACAGACUUCCCGUGGAGGAGUUACUGCUCUUUGAAGUUUCCUGGGAGGUCACCAACAAAGUUGGAGGCAUCUGUACCGUGAUUCAGACGAAGGCCAAAACAACAGCCAAUGAAUGGGGAGAAAAUUACUUUCUUCUGGGCCCAUAUUUUGAGCAUAACAUGAAGACUCAGGUGGAGCAGUGUGAGCCCCUCAAUGAUGCUGUCAGCAGAGCAGUGGAUGUUAUGAACAAACACGGCUGUAAGGUGCAUUUUGGAAGAUGGCUGAUAGAGGGCAGUCCUUACGUGGUGCUCUUCGACAUCAGUUCUUCAGCUUGGAAUCUGGACAGAUGGAAGGGUGACUUCUGGGAAGCAUGUGGUGUUGGCAUUCCUCACCACGACCGAGAAGCCAAUGACAUGCUCAUCUUUGGAUCUUUAACCGCCUGGUUCUUCAAAGAGGUGACGGAUCAUGUCGAUGGUAAACAUGUCAUUGCUCAUUUCCAUGAAUGGCAGGCGGGAACUGGGCUCAUCCUUUCUCGUGCCAGGAAGCUUCCCAUCGCCACGAUGUUUACAACUCACGCCACGCUCCUUGGCCGCUACCUCUGUGCAGGAAACACCGACUUCUACAAUCAUCUUGAUAAGUUUAACAUAGACAAGGAGGCUGGGGAGAGACAGAUCUACCACCGCUACUGUAUGGAGCGAGCCUCUGUCCACUGCGCUCACGUGUUCACCACGGUUUCCGAAAUCACAGCCGUUGAGGCCGAGCACAUGCUGAAGAGGAAGCCUGAUGUUGUGACUCCAAAUGGCUUGAAUGUGAAGAAGUUUUCAGCUGUGCAUGAAUUUCAAAAUCUGCAUGCCAUGUACAAGGCCAGGAUCCAAGACUUUGUUCGAGGUCAUUUCUAUGGGCAUUUAGACUUCGACCUUGAAAAGACUUUAUUCCUCUUCAUUGCCGGGCGGUAUGAAUUCUCCAACAAAGGAGCUGAUAUCUUCCUGGAAUCCUUAUCCAGGCUCAAUUUCCUCUUGAGGAUGCACAAGAGUCACGUCACCGUGGUGGUGUUUUUCAUCAUGCCUGCCAAGACAAACAAUUUCAACGUGGAGACCCUGAAAGGCCAGGCGGUGCGGAAGCAGCUGUGGGACACUGUGCAUUCUGUGAAGGAAAAAUUUGGAAAGAAACUCUAUGAUGCGUUAUUGAGAGGAGAAAUUCCUGACAUGAAUAAUAUUUUGGAUCGAGAUGACAUUACGAUCAUGAAAAGAGCCAUCUUUUCAACUCAGAGACAGUCCUUGCCUCCUGUGACAACUCACAACAUGGUCGAUGACUCCACAGACCCCAUCCUCAGCACCAUACGACGGAUCGGGCUCUUCAACAACCGGUCAGACAGAGUCAAGGUGAUUUUGCACCCAGAGUUUCUGUCUUCCACCAGCCCCUUAUUACCCAUGGAUUAUGAAGAGUUUGUCCGAGGUUGCCAUCUUGGUGUGUUUCCUUCAUACUAUGAACCCUGGGGUUAUACUCCAGCUGAAUGCACUGUGAUGGGGAUCCCCAGUGUGACGACAAACCUCUCGGGCUUUGGGUGUUUCAUGCAGGAGCACGUGGCGGACCCUACUGCGUAUGGUAUUUACAUCGUCGACCGGCGGUUUCGCUCUCCAGACGAUUCUUGCAAUCAGCUGACUCAGUUUCUCUAUGGAUUCUGCAAACAGUCUCGCCGCCAAAGGAUCAUCCAGAGGAACCGUACGGAGAGACUCUCCGACCUUCUGGACUGGAGAUACUUGGGCAGAUAUUACCAGCAUGCCAGGCACCUGGCAUUAAGCAGAGCUUUUCCGGAUAAAUUCCACAUGGAACCCACGUCACCACCUGUGACAGAAGGGUUUAAGUACCCCAGGCCUUCCUCAGUGCCGCCUUCCCCACUGGGGUCUCAGUCCUCCAGUCCCGGCAGCAGUGACGUUGAAGAUGAAACCGAGGAUGAGAGAUAUGAUGAGGAAGAGGAGGCAGAGAGGGAUCGGCUAAAUAUCAAGUCACCAUUUUCCCUGAACCAUGUGCCUCACGGGAAGAAAACGCGACAUAGGGAAUACAAAAACUGA
This is a messenger RNA of Jaculus jaculus (lesser Egyptian jerboa), 2112 nucleotides long. RefSeq names its product glycogen synthase 2 (gene Gys2). Gene Ontology annotation, biological process: glycogen biosynthetic process. Bases 1 to 2112 code for a protein of 703 amino acids. The transcript is spliced from 16 exons. Gene Ontology annotation, cellular component: cytoplasm. Gene Ontology annotation, molecular function: alpha-1,4-glucan glucosyltransferase (UDP-glucose donor) activity. NCBI's taxonomy places the organism in Eukaryota, Metazoa, Chordata, Mammalia, Rodentia, Dipodidae. The record is from RefSeq and is a predicted model, not a curated record.